UUCGCCGAGUGUCUUCAGGCCACUCCCCAUUGCAUCCUACAACCACCUCGGCAACAGUUACGUGCACAAGCGCAGCGUCAUCAUGGUCGACGCAAACCACCUCUUCAAGCACCCCAAGCCGGGCGCGGUCUCGGGCACGAAGGCCGCAUAGCCUGGACGAAGUGCAUCUGGAGGUGAUGUUCCCAUUCUCCGAUUGUGUUAUCAGCUCAACUGACUCGGACGCAGUAGUUCGCCAUGGUACGAGCACGAGUUUCAGCUAAGACGUGAAGAUGCUAGCCUGGGAGCGGGUGUUUGCGCGGGAGGAGUAUGGCAACGACCGUCGCGGAGAAUUCGCGUGCCGUGGACAUUUCGUGCCUCCUCGACCCCGCCUACACACGCGCGUACGUCGACCACCAGGGCGAUCUUGACGACCCCAGCUAUUGCAACUUCCCCGUCUUCCCCACCCCGACGCGUCGCAUACGUACCGACAACUCACACUGCCUAGCGGAAGCGGCGCGGUUCAAUGCUGCCUUCAUAGCCAGCCAUAUGCACGUCGGACGAACUCCAUGUUCGUCGGGACGCGUACUCGCACGAGCACUGCAGAGAGAGGCGGCGGCGACCGGGUGGAUACAUCCGCUUAACAGUGAACUGGCAGUAGUGGUUCAGCUAGCCGGGAGCCAGUUCGAGCUCGCCUGUGUGCAAGCGGCUUGCGGUGCGCUCCGGCGGUCAUGGGGGCUGCCCGAGUCGCAGUCGCAGUUGAGUGGGUGUGGCCGAGAGCAACGCGCUGGGCGCUAGCGCUCGGACCACUCACCAUCUACGCGGGCUCGUCCCGCACGACACCAUCAAUGUCGAGUGCGUCGUCGGCCGCGUUGAGCGUGUCAACCG
Fomitopsis serialis is the source of this 864-nucleotide messenger RNA. RefSeq lists its product as uncharacterized. The coding region runs from base 307 to 774 and encodes 155 amino acids. The record is from RefSeq and is a predicted model, not a curated record. The transcript is spliced from 5 exons. Lineage: Eukaryota; Fungi; Basidiomycota; Agaricomycetes; Polyporales; Fomitopsidaceae.